UUGAUUUACGAAGGUAACAGGUACUGCUGCCGUGACCAUCAAGCAUUGGACUGGACUACCGGACACAAGCAGGCGUGUGGCACAGGAGGUGAUUCUGACUUGUCAGUACCUCCUGCGAACCCUUCCAACAGGUUCCUCUUCAAGGAGUAUGGCAUUGAAAUGGAUCAGGAAUACGUUUCUGCAAAUUUGUUGGAGGCCCUUAGUGAUGAAGACGAUGACGACGAUGACGAUGAUGAGCCGUGUAUUGACGAUGAACCCGAAGAUGUAAAAAGGAAGCGUAUGGCAGAGUUUGAAGCGUAUGUGGCUAAAAACAAGCUGCAAAACGAGAACUUCAAAACAGACGAAGUCGAAGCAGCAGUGGCCGAACAGCGAGACGACAAAAAAUUUGAGAGGUUCAACCGUCUCCUCAAUCUGAAUCCUACACAAGUACUUCGAUAUCAGCGAGGAGGAACUCCUCUUUUGGCUACUGAUCGUGCUCCUCCACUAGGGGUGGCUCCGCCAUGUGAGAAAUGUGGUGCAGCGCGUAGCUUCGAACUCCAGCUGAUGCCUCACCUUCUCUCCCUCAUCGGUGUUGAUCAGAUUGGUCAUUCGAUUGAUUGGGCUUCCAUCUACGUCUUCACCUGUUCGCAAACAUGUGAGAUUGAAAAUAACGGUUAUGUGAAGGAAUUCGUAUGCAAGCAGGACUUCUGUUGA
Molecule: messenger RNA, 693 nt
Organism: Cooperia oncophora
Lineage: Eukaryota; Metazoa; Nematoda; Chromadorea; Rhabditida; Trichostrongylidae
Source: the annotation of a GenBank genome assembly